UUGUUUCUCUGAGGUCAAGAGGAAAUGACGCCAUUGAUGCAAAUGAUUUUUGACGAAUUCAAACAUGGCGGAAUACCUGGCGUCCAUUUUCGGAACAGAGAAAGAUAAAGUCAAUUGCUCAUUUUAUUUCAAAAUCGGAGCAUGCCGCCAUGGAGAUCGAUGCUCCAGGCUUCACAACAAGCCAACCUUCAGCCAGACUAUUGCCCUCCUGAAUAUUUACCGAAACCCUCAAAACUCUGCCCAAUCGGCUGAUGGUCUACGUACAUGUUCAGGCACGGUCAGUGAUGUGGAGAUGCAGGAGCAUUACGACGACUUCUUUGAGGAGGUGUUCACGGAGAUGGAGGAAAAGUACGGAGAGGUGGAGGAGAUGAACGUGUGUGAUAACCUGGGAGAUCACCUCGUGGGAAAUGUCUAUGUCAAGUUCCGUCGUGAAGAGGACGCAGAGAAAGCGGUCAUUGACCUGAAUAACCGUUGGUUUAAUGGGCAGCCCAUCCAUGCCGAGCUGUCCCCGGUCACCGACUUCAGGGAAGCCUGCUGUCGUCAGUAUGAGAUGGGGGAGUGCACUCGAGGCGGCUUCUGUAACUUCAUGCACCUGAAGCCCAUCUCACGGGAGCUAAGGCGAGAGCUCUAUGGCCGGCGCAAGAAAAGACAUCGCUCACGAUCACGAUCCAGAGAACGCCGUUCUCGCUCCCGGGACCGUGGCAGAGAAGGCGGCGGUGGUGGUGGUGGUGGUGGUGAUCGCGGCGGUCGUGGUGGCGGUGGCGGACGAGAUGGAGGCGGAGGUGGAGGCGGAGGCAGAGACCGAGAGAGGCGGAGGUCGCGGGACCGGGAACGUUCUGGAAGAUUCUAAGCUGAGCUGUGGCUUAAACCCCCUCCACCCCACACCCCCUCCUUUCAUGGGUGUAGAAGUAGUCUCAUUAUGACCAAAAUGUGAUGGAAUUGUUCGAUUUGUCUCUUUUUUUUUUUUUUUAGCUUUCUCCCAUUUUUAGUAAAGACAUGUCUUCUCAAUAAAAAAGCUUUUUUUUGGUGAGUUUUGUACAGUUCUUAUUUUUAUGUGUUUUGGCAUUGCAAACUUCUGAAUCCGCUCUUUUGAUGGUAAAUGGUGCCUGAUUAACAGCUACCAAAAUUGUGCAAAAUUGUUUGGUGAAUACACAAGAUUUUUUUAAUGUCCUAUGCAUGUGUGAAUGAGGCUGCAAGAGAUCAGAUGAAUUGCAUCAGUUUUGGGAGGCUGUCCUUAUUGUAAGGUUGUGUGUGUGUGACUAACACCCAAUUCCUGCCAAUGCUUUGUUGACACAUCAUACCAGGGAAUAAAUGGACAAUGUGUCACAUACUUAAUAGUUAAACGACACAUUCGGUUUCAUAUUC
Molecule: messenger RNA, 1365 nt
Organism: Alosa alosa (allis shad)
Lineage: Eukaryota; Metazoa; Chordata; Actinopteri; Clupeiformes; Clupeidae
Product: splicing factor U2AF 35 kDa subunit-like protein
Exons: 8
Coding region: 65-850 (261 amino acids)
Biological process (GO): mRNA splicing, via spliceosome
Cellular component (GO): U2AF complex; spliceosomal complex
Molecular function (GO): pre-mRNA 3'-splice site binding; metal ion binding
Source: RefSeq, a predicted model, not a curated record